This is a messenger RNA of Pelodiscus sinensis (Chinese soft-shelled turtle), 2543 nucleotides long. The record is from RefSeq and is a predicted model, not a curated record. NCBI's taxonomy places the organism in Eukaryota, Metazoa, Chordata, Testudines, Trionychidae.
AGGAGUUCACCCCAUCCUGUUCAACCGCAGGUCUUACUACGUGCUGAUCCUGUCUCAGCAAGGACCCUCUUAGGAAUGGGACCAGAACCUACCAGAUCCUGACAGCUGCCCCCUCCCGCUCCUUUCCCCCCUCUUCCUCGUCCCGUGAUAAUGGAUGAGUGGAAACCCAACGCUCCAGCCAAACAGUUUGUCCCGCGGAAAAACCGGAGCUGGUACCUGGCCUGGAAGUACAAGCUGAUGAACCAGAGGGCCGUCCGGCGGCUGUGCCAGAUGGGGGCCGUCCUCUUCCUGCUUGUGACGGUCAUUGUGAAUAUCAAGCUGAUCUUGGACACUAGAAGAGCUGCCAGCGAGGAGGAGGAGGAGUCUGCCCAAGACUAUGAUGAAGGCGUGCAGCACCUGGAGACCCCGCGCCGCCCCACCAGCAGGCAGCAGCUCUUGGACAUCGAGGUGUACUCCAGCCGGUCGAAGGUCUACGUGGCUGUGGACGGGACGACGGUGUUGGAAGAUGAGGCUCGGGAGCAGGGCAGAGGGAUCCACGUCAUUGUGUUAAAUCAGGCUACGGGGCACGUGAUGGCCAAGCGGGUGUUCGACACCUACUCGCCCCAUGAGGACGAAGCCAUGGUCCUUUUCCUCAACAUGGUGGCCCGGGGCCGCAUCCUGAUCUUCUCCAUUAAGGACGAAGGCUCCUUCCACCUUAAAGACCCGGCAAAGAGCCUCCUGAAGGCCUUGGGGAGCCAAGCGGCCUCGUCCCUCAGCUGGCGGGACAUGUGGAGCUUUGUGGGGAAGAAAGGAGGCGAGGUGUACGGCGAGAAGCAUUCCAAGUCCCCGGCGCUCUCGGCCUGGGGGGACCCUGUCUUGCUGAAGACCGAAGUCCAGCUGACCUCCGUGGAAGACGCCGAGUGCCGCUGGCCGGACACGGAGGCCCCCGGACCCCCCUGCCCUGCCCUGGGGGAGAGGAAAGCCCUGGCCCCGGGCGUGGCCCCGACCUGGCAGGAUGCCCGCAGGAAACUGAGCGUCCCGCCCUUGGGGGGGCUGUGGUCAUCGGGGGCUGCUGGUGGCUUCCCAAAGCCCUUCUCUCCAAUGCUUUUUCUCUUCCAGCUCCAGGACAACAAAGUCUUUAACGUGCCGGUGGCUGUCAUUGCAGGGAACCGACCCAACUACCUGUACAGGAUGCUGCGGUCCCUGCUGUCGGCCCAGGGGGUCAACCCCCAGAUGAUCACCGUCUUCAUUGAUGGGUAUUAUGAGGAGCCGAUGGACGUGGUGGAGCUGUUUGGCCUGAAAGGGAUUCAGCACACUCCCAUUAGCAUUAAAAAUGCUCGGGUGUCCCAGCACUACAAGGCCAGUCUGACUGCAACCUUCAACCUGCAUCCGGAUGCCAGGUUUGCUGUGGUACUGGAAGAAGACUUGGACAUCUCCAUCGACUUCUUCAGCUUCCUGAGCCAGUCUAUCUAUUUACUGGAGGAGGACGACAGCCUGUACUGCAUCUCGGCCUGGAACGACCAGGGCUACGAGCACACGGCCGAGGACCCCUCGCUGCUGUACCGCGUGGAGACCAUGCCCGGCCUGGGCUGGGUGCUGAGCAAAAGCCUCUACAAGGACGAACUGGAGCCGAAAUGGCCAACCCCAGAGAAGGUGGGUGCCCUCGGCUCUCCCGGGCAGGAUCCAGUGUUGCCUCGGGAUGGGGGAGGGGCCGAAGCCUAUUUCAAGAAGCACAAAUUCAACACGGUCCCGAACGUGCCGCUGAAGAACGUGGAGGGCUUAAAGAAGGACGCCUACGAGAUAGAAAUUCACCGGCUGCUGGGUGAGGCUGCGGUGCUGGAUCACAGCAAGAACCCGUGCGAGGACUCCUUCCUGCCCGACACGGAAGGCAAGACCUACGUGAUGUACAUCAGGAUGGAGCGGGAAGCCGACUUCACCACCUGGACUCAGCUCGCCAAGUGCCUGCACAUCUGGGACCUGGACGUCCGUGGCAACCACAAAGGCUUGUGGCGCCUCUUCCGCAAGAAGAACCACGUCCUGGUAGUGGGCGUGCCCGCCUCCCCCUACUCGUCGAAGAAGCCCUCCGGUGUGACCCCCAUCUACAUGGAGCCCCCCGCCAAGGACGAGGUGGCCGGGCAGGCGGCAGCGGCGGAGCAGACGUGAGCCGGCGCAGUUCCCACGGCACCACCACGCACGGAGAGGAGAGCGCGGGGGACGCCGCGGCCUGUAGACUCCCGGAGGGGUGGGGGCCCGGCGACACCCCAGGAGGCGCCCCUGCUCCCUCCACGGGUGGAAGACCGGGCGCAGGGCUGCCCCUCCGUGGGGCCCUGGCUCCUGUCAUGCUGGGCCCGGCAGCGCUGCCCUGUAGGACAUAGAAGCCCCGCCCCGCCCGCGUUUUAACACUGGGACUCUUUACUAACUUGCCCCCCUUCCCGGGUGGGGGUUGGGCAGGAGGGGGUGUUUCAAUGCACCGGCUCCUUUGAGGCCCCCUUUGUCCCACGGGGGGACAGUCUUGCUGCUGGGGACGUGCUGCCGCCGUCAGGCCAGAUUUUAUUUAUUAACGC